AUGAGAAUUGAAUCUGAUGAAGAGGUCAAUACAGGAUUGCUUUCAUGCAUUCAUAAAAUGGAAAAAAAUUCAGCAAAAGUUGAUAUGAUUCUUGAUGAAAUUGAGAAAUACAAAGCAGCUGCAGGGACCUUUGGUUUUCCUUCAACUAUUAGCGAAAGAAUAACCAAAUCUCCAGCUGCUUGGUGGAAAACAUAUGGUUCUUCAACUCCAAACCUACAAAAGUUUGCUGUAAAGUUUCAUAGUAAGAAAAGAAAUCGGCUAUUUCAAGAACGCUUGGACAAUUUGGUAUAUGUGAAGUACAAUAGAGCGUUGCUACGCCGACACACUUUUGGGGAUAUCACAACACCUAUUGAUUUAGCAAAUAUUGAUGAGAGUAAUGAAUGGUUGCUUGGUGAAUUAGAAAAAGGUGAUGGGGAUGAUGAUGAUGAUGAUUCUCUUAGCGGUGGAGUUUACGAAUCUCGUUAUGAAUCGAGAUCGGCUGCAAGAUCAACACCACCAGUUGAAACUCCAUCAUUUCGAAGGCCUCGUGCAAUGAGAGGUGCAUCCUCUUCGCAAGUUGAUGAUGAUGAAGAGGAGGAAGAAUUUGUGAUGGCCGUUGUUGAAAAUGAAGAUGAUUUUGGAAAUCUUGAUGAUGAGUAG
This is a messenger RNA of Hevea brasiliensis (rubber tree), 639 nucleotides long. RefSeq lists its product as uncharacterized. NCBI's taxonomy places the organism in Eukaryota, Viridiplantae, Streptophyta, Magnoliopsida, Malpighiales, Euphorbiaceae. Bases 1 to 639 code for a protein of 212 amino acids. The transcript has 4 exons. The record is from RefSeq and is a predicted model, not a curated record.